Messenger RNA from Phialemonium atrogriseum, 1077 nucleotides. Its product is annotated as WD40-repeat-domain protein. The record is from RefSeq and is a predicted model, not a curated record. Lineage: Eukaryota; Fungi; Ascomycota; Sordariomycetes; Cephalothecales; Cephalothecaceae. The coding region runs from base 1 to 1077 and encodes 358 amino acids. Gene Ontology annotation, cellular component: nuclear pore. The transcript is spliced from 3 exons. Gene Ontology annotation, biological process: RNA export from nucleus; transcription-dependent tethering of RNA polymerase II gene DNA at nuclear periphery. Gene Ontology annotation, molecular function: RNA binding; ubiquitin binding.
AUGUCAGGUCUUUUCGGAUCCGCGGCGUCGUCGGCGGCUACAAACACAGUGGGCGAUCUGAAGCAGGACGUGCAGCUCAACAACCCCCCAGAGGACAGCAUCUCAGACCUUGCCUUCAACCCAAAUCCCACAGACCCGAAAGAUUUCCUCGCGGUUGCGAGCUGGGACAAGAAGGUCCGAAUCUACGAGAUCCACAGUAACGGCCAGGGAGAAGGCAAGCAUCUCUACGAACACGAUGGACCGGUGUUCUCGGUCGACUAUUUCAAGGAUGGGCAGAAGCUAGUUUCGGGCGGUGCGGACAAACAGGCGAAGGUUUGCGACAUGGCCACAGGCCAGACCACCCAGGUGGCACAGCACGAGUCUCCUGUUCGCUGCGUGCGCUACUUCGAGGCGAACGGCACCCCAAUGGUCGUGACGGGUUCCUGGGACAAGACGGUGAAAUACUGGGAUCUCCGGCAAAGUUCACCCGCGGCAACAUUGACGUGCCAGGAGAGAGUUUACACAAUGGACGUCCGGAACAACCUCUUGGUGAUCGGCACGGCGGACCGGUAUAUCAAUGUCGUCAACCUAGCCGAACCCGGCAAAUUCUACAAGACCAUCCAGAGCCCCCUCAAGUGGCAGACCCGGGUGGUAAGCUGCUUCACUGACGCAGCAGGCUUCGCCAUUGGCAGCAUCGAAGGACGGUGCGCGAUCCAAUAUGUGGAGGACAAGGAUUCAAGCUCCAACUUCUCCUUCAAAUGCCACCGGGACCCUCCUACCGCCAAUGUCACCAACGUCUACGCGGUCAACGACAUCUCCUUCCACCCACAGCACGGCACCUUCAGCACGGCUGGUAGCGAUGGCACUUUCCACUUCUGGGACAAGGAUGCCAAGCACAGGCUCAAGGGGUAUCCGAACGUGGGAGGAAGCAUCACGGCUACGACCUUCAACAAGACGGGAUCCAUCUUCGCCUACGCAAUCAGUAACGACUGGAGCAAGGGUUACCAGGGUAAUAACCCACAGUAUCCGACCAAGGUCAUGUUGCACCCGGUGCAGGCAGACGAAUGCAAGCCUAGGCCGACAGUUAAGAAGAGGUAA